AUGGUGAAAGACCAGCAGGAGCUCACCCAGACCACCCAAUCAUCUGACAUGGUAUCUGGAACCUCCCUGCUCACCACUGGACAGGUUUCUGAGAAAAGGAUCUGGUCUGUUGCUCGUAACAUCUACUACAGUCUGCAAAGUAAGAUUACGGAGUUUCUCAGAAAAGAUCUUCAAAGAUCAGACACAACACUUGGUUCAAUCCAAAUCUUUACAUAUCAAAGCAGUCCUGCAUCACAAAGAGCAAGUCUCGGCCAUCUUGAGGUCAACCAGAGCAGUGUUACACCUGGUGGAAACGAUGCCUGUGUGGACAUUCCGCACAAAUUACUACCUAAAACCACUGAGCUCUCAGGAUCCAUGCUGGAGGAUAUUGACACGAUCCGUUGUAGGAGUGCUGACAGCCAAAAUACAAGAAAUACCUCUUCUUCACGCUCCUCCAUCUCUCUAACACCUACUUCAAAAUUAAGGCAGUCGAAAUGGCACUUUGCCUUACCCGGGACUCCCAUCCCCACUGAGUUUCCUGCUCAGAUUGACUUUCCCAUUGUUAGAAACACAAUCAUUGAGGACUUCUUUCACACAGAGGACUUACUUCCUGUAACCUUUGUGGACAAAGUCAGGCAAGCUGCUGGGGUGGUAGUGGACAUUAUGGUGGAAAGUGUUGAGAACACACAGGAAGAUGGACAGGGUGCUUCACAUCUUGACGACCUCCGAUCUGCUGUUAGGAAAUUGAGAAAAAUCAUUUCCACUUGGACCAUCCACAUUUUCAGCCAUGAAUUGGUGGAUAAAGUGAUAGCCCUUCAGGACAGCCACAGCACUCCACAGGUCUUAACAUUGGAAGCAGCCAAAAGUGCUUCAGACUCCAUUCUUUCAAGGCUGAAAUGGGGAAAGGAACAAUGUGCCAUAUCCAAGGAGCUCUCCUCUCAGCUUCUCCAGAUAUUUGCUGAAGAGACAGUGAAGGGCUUCCUGAGACAGUGGUCAGAUGAGUAUGAAAAUAUAAACUUUGAUGUUUCAGUCCAGAACGAUCCAAAGACUUCUACUUGCAUGGUCAUUCUUCAAAUGAUCACCAAAGCCACUGCUAAAUGUUAUUUUGAGUCCGCUACCAGCGUGGCCACCAGUGACAUUGUAGAAGGCGUGUUUGAUUUGGAAAGGGAUACCAUCAGCAGUACUGGAGAGCAGGUCCUCACCUUUAACACAAAGGGUUCCAAGAAAGUUAGUAAGAACCUCUGUCCUCAAGAGUCUCUGGAGUACCAGCCUCAGAACAUUUCCCCUACUGUGUACUUUACAGAGACGAUGACAACAUCUCAUGGCUCCUUUUCUCCAGAGGGAAUUUAUGAUAUCGCAUCGUCCUUCCCACUUGAAGAGAAGAGUCGCAAACCCUCCCUUUUCACCAGAUUGUCUAGAUCCAUCACGAAAGGCUUUCUCAGCCCAUUCAAAUCUUCAAGGAAAACCAAAUUAUUUAAUUAA
Molecule: messenger RNA, 1461 nt
Organism: Oncorhynchus masou masou (cherry salmon)
Lineage: Eukaryota; Metazoa; Chordata; Actinopteri; Salmoniformes; Salmonidae
Exons: 3
Coding region: 1-1461 (486 amino acids)
Source: RefSeq, a predicted model, not a curated record